Molecule: messenger RNA, 8551 nt
Organism: Salpingoeca rosetta
Lineage: Eukaryota; Choanoflagellata; Craspedida; Salpingoecidae
Exons: 14
Coding region: 559-8418 (2619 amino acids)
Molecular function (GO): protein binding
Source: RefSeq, a predicted model, not a curated record
CAAGAUUGUUUGUGAAAGAUAUAACAUAGAAUAUUCGGCAACGACGUGACGCCCAACGAAAACAACGAAACGAACAACGAGAAGAUAAAGGGAGGACGCGAAACAGAAGAAGAAGGAGGAACGUCGCAAACAAAACACACACACGCACACGCACCCGACCAGCCCGGAUCGUCGACCACCAUCGCACCCUCCUUCCCCUCUGAUCGAUCCAUUGUUUCCUUCACUCGAGCGUGUGCAAGCGUGUGCACGAACCAACGCAUCCCACGCCCGUUUCUCUUGCUGCGAAGCAUACGUAGCCAAAGCAACCAAACCAGCCACGCCCAGCAAACAACAAACAGCACGGAGAAGGUGCAAGUAACCACCAUCGCCAACGCAGCCAUCAACACACCGCCCACCGCAGCUUGCAAGAAGGCCCAUGGCACUGCUCAUCGAGAGCGGAGAGUAACGCUGACGGCUCACACACAGCCAUCACAAGUGCUGACAACCGCAGCCACACACCUCAACAGCAGCAGCAGCAGUUGUGGUGGUGGUGGUGGUGGCCAGUGCACGUGCAUACACAUGCGGGGCAGGCGGCGCAGGCAGGGCAGUGUGAAGAUGGCUGCGGCUGCCACAAGCCGACGUGUACGGCCACAAGUGCUGCUGGCCACGGCUGUGAUUGUGCUGGCUUGUCUUGCGCCAUGCCCUGCCACGACUGCCCCUGGGGCGGUGGACAUUCCUUCAUCCGCGCGCAUCUUGGUGUGGGGCGAGGACUUCAAUGACGUGCCCAUCGCCACGGGUAUCGGCAACGACACCACGCCGCCCGCAGGGUCGCUAUCCUGGAACAUCACCGCUGCACAACCCCCAGCACCACGAGGCUACUUUAAGGUGGUGCCUGUCGCAGCAGGUGCUGUUGACCACGUGCUGGAGGCUCAUGCGCUGGGGACAUCUGCCCGCUGGUCCACGGGUCUCUUUUACACGGAGUGUGCAGUGAACCUGACAGCAGGCAUCCACUUGGAGGUGCACGGCACGCUACAGCAAGCAGAUUCGCUCGUGGUCUACUACCUCACGCGCCACGAUGACAGUGGCGGUGGCGGAACAACAACAACAACAACAACAACAGCUGGCACCACUCUGAUCACGCCCACAACCACCACCGCAGCAGCGACGACGACAACAACAACAGCGAUACCACAGGCGUCGACGGUGUCCAUGAACACGACCGCCGCCGCCACCACCACCAUGCGUACCAGCACAAUGCCGCCGCCUACAGACGGUGGCAGCGGUAGUGGGGUGGACCCAGGCAUCUUCCUGCCGCAUCAGUCCAUUGAAGUGGCUCGCAUCACAGCGGCAACCGUGAAGCAACAACAGCAACAGCAGGAGGGAAAUGGCACGGCUGGCGGCGUGUGGGAGGACCACGUUCUCUUCUUCUCGGACAUCAACGCCAACUACGUGCAGCUGGGUGUGGAGGUGGUGCUGGGAGACACGAGCGACGCGACCUUUGUCAUUGACAACAUCACCCUGCAUGCUGCCGCCCCGCUUCGUGAGGAGGCGCACUGGUCGCCGUGGUCCCCCAUCGCUUGGUCCAACUGGACGCAGUGGGAGCCGCAGGAGUGCAACGUCAACCAGACACGCACGCGCACGGGCACGCGCACGCGCACGUGUGUUGUUCCCAACUGCGCACCGCCGGCGUCGACGUGCAACGAUGGCGGUGCAAGCGAGGAGGUGGCGCAGACGGAUGCGCGGCCCGCGAGCGACAACUGCUGUGGCCCCGUGCACGGCGGGUGGUCAAACUGGACCGUCGCGCCGUCGCUGUCUGGUGAAUGGACGGAGUGGUCGCCGGCGCAGUGCGGCGUUGAGCAGCAGCGAACGCGGCAGGUGGUGGCAACGCGCACGUGCACGAGCCCUGCGCCGCUGUGCGGGGGAGCUCCCUGUGCGGGCAACGCCACCCGCGUGACAACGGAGCAAGACACGCGCACGGCCGCCGACAACUGCUGCCCUGUUGACGGUGGCUGGACUGCCUGGCUCGCUGGAGAGUGGUCCCCCUGGUCGGCCUUCUCCCCGGACACGUGUGGUGUUGAACAGACGCGCACGCGCAUUCGCCGCCGCACGCGUACAUGCACGCAGCCGGCACCGGCUUGCGGCGGACUGCCCUGUCCUGGAAACAGCACACACAUCGACACGGAGACGCAGACGCGCAACGCCAGCGCCAACUGUUGUGCAGUAGACGGGGAGUGGUCGCAGUGGGCGCCGGAGGAGUGGAGCAACUGGUCUGACUACACGCCCAGCGAAUGCGGUGUUGAACAGAGGCGGGAACGGCUUCGCACGCGCGUGCGCACGUGUACGGACCCUGCGCCCGUGUGUGGGGGAAGCGCGUGUGUUGGCUCGCCCACGGCCACAGACACACAGAGUCAAGUGCGCACCGCAGAAGAGAACUGCUGCUCUGUCAACGGAAACUACACGACGUGGCGUGGUGGCCCCUGGUCUGCGUGGACAGACUACAGCCCUGCAGGUUGCGGGGUCAACCAGACGCGCGCGAGAACACAGGUGCAGACACGCACGUGCACCAACCCAUCGCCAGCGUGUGGCGGACUCGCAUGCACGGGACCAGAUACGCGCGACUACGUUGAUAUUGAGUACCGCACUGCCGAGGAGAACUGCUGCCCCGUUGACGGCAACUUCACCGCCUGGCAGACGAGCGAAUGGUCGCAGUGGUCCGCCUACACACCAGACGUGUGCGGUGUUGCACAGAACCGCACGCGUCGUCGCAUACACACGCGCAACUGCACGGCGCCGGCGCCGUCGUGUGGCGGCCGUGAUUGUGUUGGCGAGACGCGCGUGGUGGACACGAGAGUUGGCACGCGCACUGCCGAGGAAAACUGCUGCCCCGUUGAUGGCCAGUUUGGGGAAUGGCAGGAUGGGUCUUGGACGGAGUGGAGUGAGUUUGCGCCAGAGGGGUGCGGCAUUGAGCAGAGCCGCUUUCGGCAGAAGCAGCAAACCCGCGAAUGCAACAACCCGCCGCCAAGCUGUGGCGGCGUCUCGUGUUCGGGCGAGCGCGUGCGCAUCGUGGAGGAUGUAGAGCGGCGCGUUGCUGAUGAAUACAUGGACGGCGGGUGGUCUGACCCCAUGCCCGUCUCCGAGUGGACAGAGUGGUCGCAACCCUGGCCUGCAGACUGCGCUGGCCCGCAGACACAGAACCGCACGCGCAUGCUCAACCGCACAUGCACCAACCCGGCGCCGCAGUGUAACGGCCGUCCCUGCGAGGGCGACGCCACGCUCGUCGACAUCCAAGUGCGCAACGUGACUUGGCAGCCCGUUGACGGUGCCUUUGGGGCGUGGUUCGCACCAGAUGGCAGCGAGUGGUCGGCGUGGUCGGCGUUCGACCCACCAGGAUGCGAUGUUGCGCAACAGCGAAACAGGACGCGUGUGGAGGUGCGCACAUGCACAAACCCCGCGCCGGCUUGCGGCGGCCGUGAUUGCGUUGGCGCCACCACUCGCAUUGCGGUGCAGGUGGAGAACAGGACAGCAGCAGAGUCGUGCGUUCCUGGCUGUGUGCGCAAUGCCACAUACACCCCAUGGCAAGAGGGGUCCUGGUCUGCCUGGGAACCCCCACUCGAUCUCCUUCUCUGCGACACUCCACAGGGGCAAGCACGGACCCGCCGCCGCAUGCGCGAGUGCGUGGCGCCCGUGUGCGGUGGACAGCCGUGCACAGAGGACCUGGCAGAGGCAGUGACGGAACAGCGAAGCAUGACGCUGCGAAACCUCAGUGCAGACGUGAGCGAAUGGCUGCUGGGCAACUGGAGCGCGUGGACAACACCCAACCCGGGUGACAACUGCCCGCUCGUUUCAAACGUUUGGGUGCGGCGGCGCCAGGAUGCGCGCACCUGCGCCAUCCCGCCAAACUCGUGCAACCAAGACGCGUGUGCUGGCGUCUCCACACAGCGCACUGUGCGUGAUUGGUCGCUUGGCCCAACAGCACCAUCGUCACAACCAACGGCACCAACAGUACCAGACGCAGGCACUACCACUACCACCACCGUCACCGCCCCCAACGGCACGACCAGCAAUAGCAACAGCACUGCAAGCAACCAAGCCGUGUUUCGAUCACAGGACUGUUGCGACGGGUUCCAAGGCUGGGCGGUUGUACACAUGUCGGAAUGGUCCGCGUGGGGUUAUCCAGACAUUGACGCGCUGGGACUGCCGUGCAACAGCACGCACGAAGUGCAGCGCACCCGCUCUCGCAACGUGACUCGCGCAUGCGACGCUGCCGGCACACCGUGCGCGUCGCGCGUGUGUGUUGGCGAUGCGCGUGUGGUCGAAGAUGACAUGCAGACCGUCCCCGUGUCUGCCCUGCAGGAUGGCUGGUCGUCGUUUGUGUUUGGCGAGUGGAGCGACUGGCAGUUUGUCGACACCAUCGGCUGUGGGCAGCAACGCGUGCGCGUUUCCAAGCGCGUUGGGGUUCGCACGUGCACGUCACCGUGGCCGUCGUGCCGCUGCGUUGGUCCACAGACUGUCACAAACGUCCGCAAUGAGACCGUGUAUGGAGAGGCGACAUGCGACAGCGCGUGCCGCGUUGAUGGCGGCUGGUCGCUCUGGGUUUCACAGGAAGGGUCGUGGACACCAUGGACGCCAUGGCUGCCGAAAGGGUGCGGCGUUGAGCAGCGUGCAAACCGCACGCGCACGCUCGUGCGCAGCUGUGUGAACCCGAGCCCUGCGUGUGGCGGGCGGGACUGUGAAGGGCCAUCAACCACCGUUGACGUCGCCGCCCGCAAGCGAUCUGCAGAGGACAACUGCUGCGGCUGCAUCACGUGCCAACCUGGCCGCUACCUCGACCAGUUUGAGCCGAGUCGCACGGCGUGUCGCCCCUGUCCUGCCGGCACGGUUGGUGACGGAGCCCAGUGCGCGCAAUGCAGCCCUGGCGUCUAUGUGCCUGAAGGGUCGGUGCCAGACUGUGAGCAGUAUGCGUGUGAAGAAGGAUACACAGACCACGACUUUGACCCAGCGACGCCGUGUGUUCCUUGCAGCGCCACGGGCUGUCCCUCUGGCUCGUUUCCCCUCUACACAUGCACAGCAACACAAGACUUGCGCUGCGCACCUUGCCCGCCAGACACGUUUAGCCCCGAUGGCGUGGCAUGUCGCGCGUGCGAUGCCCCGUGCGAGAACGGCAGCUAUGCCGCCUCGGUUUGCGAUGGAAAAUCAAACUUCCAGUGCCUCCCAUGCACACCAGAGUCCACCUGUCCCUUUGGCGUGAAGCGCCCCUGUGAGGCCCUCGUUGACACCACAUGCUUUGCAUCGCCAGAGGAGGCAAAUGCCAGCAACGACGGCGAUUCUGGUGGGGCUGGCUUGUCACAGGCAUGGUUGAUUGUGGUGCUUUGCCUGGGCGGCCUAUUUAUUGCAACCAACUGCUACUGGGUUGGCCGCUCAUGUAACCGCACGAAGCAAUCCGACCUCUACCCAAUCAACGAGAUGGAGAUGUCCACACUCAGCCGCAACGGCGCCGUGGUCAAGCUGCCGCACACAGCAGGCGUUGCGCCCGUAUACGCUGAUGGCGAUUCCGACUCUGGGCUGGCGGAGACACCGCUGCAAGCGUGGAUGCUGCCUGGUCACAACGCAUCGCCAGCCACUGCCCGGCGUGGCGCAGAGCCUGCCUCGGCCAAGCUGGCCAGCCCGCAGCAGAGCGGCGGCAGCGCACACACGGCAACAACGACCAUGACGGCUGCAACGGGCCAGACGAGUGGGGCUGCUGCUGGUGCAAGCAACAGCCAGACCAGUGGUGGCAGCACUGGUGGCGGGUCGUGGUGGUCGCGGUUCACGCGUCACCGGUCCCGCUCACCAGCGGCCCCGCGGUCGGCAGUGGUGCUGCCCACACGCGAUUUCAGCGGCGCGUACGGCGGCGAUGGAGGCCACGUCCACGCCGUGAACACGGGCCACGUAGCGUUGAAUCUGCCCAUGUACACGGAUGCUGAUGGGAUGCAGGCUGCGCUUGAGUCGAGAACAACGCCUUCGCCACAGCAGCAGCGGCGGCGGCCGGCAGAACUGCGGGCAACGCAGCGGCGAAAGCCCGGCACGCGCCCAAAGCUGUACAUGCAAGCAUACCAGCCCUCUUCCGCAAGCACCGCGUCCCCGUCCCCACGCCUUCCUCCGCGCCGCAUUGCGGGCGACGAGAGCGGGUCGUCCAUCUGCAGUGUUGAUCCGUCGCCAGACUACCUGACGGCAGCAGCAGCGGUGGUGCAGCCAAAGGAGUCCAUCUACGCCACAGCCGGCGCAAGCACGCGACGGGCACGUCGCAUGACGCAGCGCCUGCAGCCGUCUGCGGGGCGCAAAGUGGCCGUUGGUGGUGCCAGUGGAAACGGCGCGCACGCCAUGUCGCCACACCAAGCCUUUGGCCCCAGCCCAACUCAGUUUGGCGGCGUUUCCUUGCAGCGAGACGACCAUGGCGAUGUGGUUGUGGACGAUCGAGAACACAGCAGCGUGCACCCUCAUCUCAACCCCAGCAACGCACACCCUGCCCAACACCACCAACACCACCAACGCCACACGCGGCGGCGCCAGCCACGCGUCAACCACAGUGACAGCGAAGGUGAUGCUGAUGCGUCAUCGGUGGACUCGGACUACUGCGUCCCUGAUGAUGCGCGCGACGUGGAGGACCCGCCGUAUGCGCGCGCGAAUGACGUUGGCAUUUACUCGAGCAUGACACGGUCUGGCACGGUGAAGAGCGGGCGGUCAGACGCCACGGAUGCCACAUACGCGCGUGCGGAGGACUUCCCGCAAGCGCUGCCGGCCUCAGCGGUGCACACCUACGCAGAGCCGGUCCGGCCGUGGCGACAACACUCGUCCACAACCCUGUCGACAUCUGGCCAGUCUGUCGCGCGGGAUGGUGAUCGGAGUCGCGCUCAUUUUGGUGGUGGUGAUGGUGAUGACGGUGACAUGGUGUUGGCGUCUCCAGAUGACGUGGGCGGCCGGGAGCGGCGCCACAGCAGCAGCAGCCAGUACGCCAGCUUGUUUGGAGAGGUGCGGGAGGUGGCGGUUGGCAGCGGCGAGGGCGGCGGGCGCGGUCAUGCUGGCCGGGAUUCAGACUAUGACCACCUCGAUCGCUCUGGUGAUGUGCGUGGGUCCGUGUGGGCAAACGAUGAGCGGCCCGGCCCGCUUGUGCUGCACGAUGAUGAGAUGGAGGAAGGGUUCUACUCCAUCUUCAGCGCGCACGCGACCAACGACGAAGAGGUGCCGGCGCGGGUGAGGCAGGUGUUCAACAACCUCAAGCGCCAGCACACGCAACCCCACAGCGAUGAGGAUGAUGAUGAUGAUGAUGAGGAGGAGGAGGAGGAGGAAGAUGAAGACGCUGAAGAUGACUUUGGUGGGGUUGGUGGUGGGGGCAUUGGUGGCGAGCGGGAAGGGGCGCGCCAAGCAAAUGGUAGUGGACAGCAACAACUGCAACACCAGCAGCAGGCGGAAGGCCGGGGUCGGCGCGGGCGUGGCCGCAGCAGCAGGACCUCUGUAUCCAGCCAGGGCGGCUGCACACGCGCUUCGCUAGCGUCUGAGGAGGAUACGUGGGUGCCUGGUGAAGAGGGGCCGAUGAAUGGGCGUGGUGGUGGGCAGGGGACAGCACCGGCUACGGCCACCACAUCUGCGCGCGCGUCAUCAUCCGCAUCAUCACUGCAAGGGGGAAACAGCAAGGCGCUGUCCUCUGCGUCUUCACGGGCAUCGGUACUGGCGUCGCACCAAGCCAUGCCGCCAUCGACGGCGCAAAGCGGCCGCCAGGUCGGCUCCAUUGAUGCGUUUAUCGCCGCGUUUGCCAAAGACGGCAACAACAACCCACCCAAGGUGCAGCAGCAGCAGAAGCAGCAGCAACAACAAGAGGAUGGUGAGAUUGGGACAUCAUUGACAACAACUGCGACUGCAACAGUGACGGCGACUGCGACGGCGCCAGAGACAGAGACAGAGACAGAGACAGCAAAGCCGAAGCAGCGCCGCCUGUCGCUGCGGCGUUCCUCCAGAAAGAAAUCCAAGGACAAGAAGAAGAAAUCGUCGUCGUCCUCGUCGUCCUCGUCAUCGUCAGCAAAGCCGCGGCCCCGGUCUGAGGCGGACAUCCGCCACAUUGUGUUUGUCAACUCUGGCGCUGACGACGAGGAAGCUGGCGGAGCCGAUCACCACCACCACCGUCACCAUCAGGGUCAGCAGGGGCACCAGGAGCACCAGCAGAGGUCUGGUAUGCGAGAGGGCAAGCAGCGGUCGCGGGGUGGGGGCAAGAACAAGUCGAUGACGCGGAAGAAGACAAAGCCGCGGCCGCGGUCGGAGGGCCACGAGUCGCCCGCGAGCGAUGUGCCGAUGGCCAUUCCCACCGCAACACCUGCCAAUCCACCGAAACCAAAACCCCAGCGCGGCACAACCACCUCCACCGACUGGUUUUCUUCCUUUGUGCGCCAACACGCAGGCAACGAGUGAUGUGAAUGCUUCUGUGUGUGUUGUGCAUGUGUGUUUUUUUGUGCCCAGGCGCCCACUUCCACGGUACUACGAAGACCUUCAAGGCAGUUCUCAAUGUUAAAUUACACCUGAUGACGCCAAAUGACGCCACCCC